Messenger RNA from Penicillium paradoxum, 1053 nucleotides. RefSeq names its product Rab family GTPase. Bases 1 to 1053 code for a protein of 350 amino acids. NCBI's taxonomy places the organism in Eukaryota, Fungi, Ascomycota, Eurotiomycetes, Eurotiales, Aspergillaceae. Gene Ontology annotation, cellular component: endomembrane system. Gene Ontology annotation, molecular function: GTPase activity; GTP binding. The transcript is spliced from 3 exons. Gene Ontology annotation, biological process: intracellular protein transport. The record is from RefSeq and is a predicted model, not a curated record.
AUGAGUUCGAGCUUGGAAGCUAAGAUUGUGGUGCUUGGCGCACAAGGGGUGGGCAAGACCGCGCUUGUGGAGAGAUAUUGUAAAAACACAUUUAACCCCGCAGCGCCCUCGACUAUCGGCGCGUCGUUCGUCACGAAGCGCGUCCUCGAUUCCACAUCCGAUACUAUCGUCAGGUUGCAGAUAUGGGAUACAGCCGGACAAGAAAGAUUCCGCAGUAUGUCCCGCCUUUAUUACAGAGGCGCUCAAGCAGUUCUUCUGUGCUAUGAUGUCAGUGCAUCCCCACAUUUCCACAUCUCACGUUGUGGUCUUUCCUUCCUCCCCAGUUAUUUGUUUGCUGUGUCGCAUAUCUGCGGUUCAUAUAUCACCGACCAUAACAGCUUCCAAGAAAUGGCCGGCUGGCUUCGCGAACUCCGCAAGAACAUCACUCCCAACGACGACGGCACCGAUUCCCUAAUCAUCCAUGUCGUGGGCACUAAAUCCGAUAUUGUCGCCGACGAUCCUUCCCGCCGCGGCGUCCCCUUCGAACUCACAAUCGCCUACGUCGCCGAACAACUCUACCCAACCCAGGCAUCCACCCCACCUCCCACCGCAACAGCAGGAAUGGGUAGCCUCGGGUUUGGAUCCUCCGUUUUUGGCGGCAGUGGUGGAAGCGCAUCGAAUGCUAGUGCCAGUGCCGCGGCUCUACAAAGCCCGGACUCGAAGCGCAGUUCUGCAUUCUGGGGACAGGAAAUUGGAUGGGACUGUUGUCACGAGAUUAGUGCUCGUGACGGAGAAGGGAUUGAUGAGGUUUUCCGCGUUAUUACGCGUAAGCUAGUGGAACAGCGCAAUCGGCGCGAUACGGAACUUGCCUUGUCCAUUGCUGGGACUACUGCGGCGAAUGGGGUCUCCGGGCCCUUUGGUCCUGGGUUUGUGGAGGGUACGGGUAGUUUCCGACUAGGUCAUGGUGACAAGCGACGGAGUUGGUUGGGACUGACAACACCCGGUGUUAACGUUGAGGGCGCGGACGAGGUGCAGAUUAUGCAUACGGCGCGCAACAAGGGCCGCUGCUGUUAA